Messenger RNA from Saccharomyces kudriavzevii IFO 1802, 1011 nucleotides. It is a transcript of the gene EFM3, whose product is annotated as protein-lysine N-methyltransferase. The record is from RefSeq and is a predicted model, not a curated record. The transcript has a single exon. Bases 1 to 1011 code for a protein of 336 amino acids. NCBI's taxonomy places the organism in Eukaryota, Fungi, Ascomycota, Saccharomycetes, Saccharomycetales, Saccharomycetaceae.
AUGGAUGAGAACCUGUUUUACGAUAGAUUGCACCAACGGUGCCCCAGGGAGUUUUUGCUGAAGGAGUUAGAAGCGGGCGAACAUAAUGUUGUCUUGCUUGCGUCAAGAUUCAUGAGCGAAAUGGAACAAAUGCAAAAUACGAAUGCAUACUACUGCAAAACGAUGAUAAAAGCUUUGUUGGAUAACGAAUGGAUCUUCCGCAAGGCAUUUUCAAUAAUCAAUGAUGACGAAGACGAGACCGAGAUAUCUGACUAUCUCUAUGAGAAGUACAUAGAACUACUGAGCACUCGCAAACCAGACCCGACGAUGAAAGAAGUUGUAAGAUACAGGUUUGACGAGAAGGUGAAAAUUAGAAUUGAGGAAACACCGAAUUUGAUCAGUGCGGCCAGCACUACCGGGUUCAGAACAUGGGAAGCAGCCUUAUAUAUGGGAGAUUUUCUUAUCAAUAAGCCUCUGCAACAGUUGGCGCUGAUGCAAAAGGAAGACAGAAAGAAAUUGAAUGUUCUCGAAAUCGGCGCCGGGACAGGCAUUGUGAGUCUCGUCCUCUUGGAAAAGUAUCGCGAGUUCGUGAACAGGAUGUAUGUAACGGAUGGCGAUUCGAAUCUGGUGGAGAGACAACUGAAGAGGAAUUUCGAGCUGAACGAUGCGUUGUGCGAGAACGGGCCAGACGUUAAAUUACAACGACUAUGGUGGGGAAGCGAUAGAAUUCCCGACGAUAUAGAUCUUGUGGUGGCGGCGGAUGUUACGUAUGACUCAACGAUCUUCCCUGAACUGUGUCAGUGUCUAGCAGAAUGCCUCGCCAUUAGCCGGUGUAAGAUGUGCCUUCUGUCAGCGACGAUCCGAAGCGAAUCCACCGACAAACUGUUUGCCCAAGAAUGUAAUAAAAUCGGGUUGAAUUACACAGUAGUCUCCAGUACCGAACAUGACAAGGACAGCGAGUCCCGAAUGAAGACUCUGACGUUCAAACCCUUGAUCGCGCCCAUACGAAUUUACAAGGUAGUGAGACUCUAG